CGCCCCCCGCCGCCAUUUUCCGUGUUUUCUCCACCACUUUUGAAUGCAUAAACUGUAAUAUUUCAACUCCUGCGGGGACUUGACAUACCUGGCCUCUCCAAUUUUAGUGGGGCGAAAGGUUGCCUCCGAAUUUGGCCAAGGAUACGUCAGAAUUAAACGACCAUGUACAUCAAACAGGUCAUCAUCCAGGGGUUCCGAAGUUACAGGGACCAGACUGUGGUAGAUCCAUUCAGCUCCAAGCACAAUGUCAUCGUUGGGCGAAAUGGAUCAGGAAAAAGUAACUUUUUCUAUGCCAUUCAGUUUGUGCUCAGUGAUGAGUUCAGCCAUCUUCGACCUGAACAGCGCUUGGCCUUGCUCCAUGAGGGAACUGGGCCUCGUGUUAUUUCUGCAUUUGUGGAAAUUAUAUUUGACAACUCUGACAACCGUCUACCGAUUGACAAAGAGGAAGUCUCCCUUCGUCGUGUCAUCGGUGCAAAGAAGGACCAGUAUUUUUUGGACAAGAAGAUGGUGACUAAGAAUGAUGUGAUGAACCUUCUGGAAAGUGCUGGCUUCUCCCGCUGUAACCCCUACUACAUCGUCAAGCAGGGCAAGAUCAACCAAAUGGCCACCGCUCCUGACUCCCAGCGUCUGAAACUAUUGAGAGAGGUAGCAGGAACACGAGUGUAUGAUGAACGCAAAGAGGAGAGUAUUUCACUCAUGAAGGAAACAGAGGGAAAGAGGGAAAAGAUCAAUGAACUGUUGAAGUACAUUGAGGAGCGUCUGCACACUCUGGAAGAUGAGAAAGAGGAGCUUGCUCAAUACCAAAAGUGGGACAAGAUGAGAAGGGCCCUUGAGUACACCAUCUACAACCAGGAGCUCAAUGAAACCCGUGCUAAACUGGACGAGCUGUCCUCCAAGAGAGAGACGUGUGGUGAUAAAUCCAGACAGUUACGUGAUGCUCAGCAAGAUGCCAGAGACAAAGUAGAGGAGACAGAGCGUGUUGUGCGAGAAUUAAAAUCCAAGAUCUCGGCCAUGAAGGAAGAGAGGGAGCAAUUGUCGGCUGAGCGCCAGGAGCAGAUUAAACAGAGGACCAAACUAGAGCUGAAGGCCAAGGACCUGCAGGAUGAGCUGGCAGGCAACAGCGAACAGAGGAAACGCCUUUUGAAAGAGCGUCAGAAGUUGCUGGAGAAAAUCGAGGAGAAACAAAAAGAACUACAGGAGACGGAGCCAAAAUUCAAUAUGGUGAAAGAAAAAGAAGAGCGGGGUAUCUCCAGACUGGCCCAGGCUACUCAAGAGAGGACAGACUUGUAUGCCAAGCAGGGCCGUGGCAGUCAGUUCACCUCCAAAGAGGAAAGGGAUAAAUGGAUAAAGAAAGAGCUGAAGUCGCUAGACCAGGCCAUUAAUGAUAAAAAAAGGCAGAUUGCAGCCAUCAACAAAGAUCUGGAGGACACAGAGACCAACAAAGAGAAAAACCUGGAACAGUAUAGUAAACUUGAUCAAGAUCUAAACGAGGUCAAGACCCGAGUUGAGGAGCUGGACAAAAAGUACUACGAAGUGAAGAACCGGAAGGACGAGCUGCAGAGUGAAAGAAACUACCUGUGGCGUGAGGAGAAUGCAGAGCAGCAAGCCCUGGCAGCCAAGCGUGAGGACCUGGAGAAGAAACAGCAGCUCCUUCGAGCAGCCACCGGCAAGGCUAUCCUGAAUGGCAGCGACAGCAUCAACAAAGUCCUUGAACAUUUUCGCCGCAAGGGCAUCAACCAACACGUGAUCAAUGGUUACCACGGCAUUGUCAUGAAUAACUUUGAGUGUGAGCCUGCCUUUUACACUUGUGUGGAGGUGACUGCUGGUACCAGACUCUUCUACCACAUCGUGGAGACGGAUGAAGUCAGCACCAAAAUAUUGAUGGAGUUCAACAAGAUGAAUUUGCCUGGAGAAGUCACAUUCCUGCCGCUAAGCAAGCUGGAUGUCAGGGACACUGCCUACCCGGAGACCAACGAUGCCAUUCCGAUGAUCAGCAAGCUGCGAUACAGCACCAACUUUGACAAGGCCUUUAAGCAUGUGUUUGGGAAGACCCUGAUAUGCCGCAGCAUGGAAGUUUCAACACAACUGGCCAGAGCAUUCACCAUGGACUGUAUCACGCUAGAAGGUGACCAAGUGAGUCACCGUGGAGCCUUAACAGGCGGCUAUUACGAUACCAGAAAGUCUCGCCUGGAGUUGCAGAAAGACAUGAGGAAGGCUGAGGAAGAGCUGGGUGAGCUGGAGGCCAAGCUCAACGAGAAUCUGCGCAGGAACAUUGAACGUAUCAACAAUGAGAUCGACCAACUGAUGAACCAGAUGCAGCAGAUUGAGACCCAACAGAGGAAGUUCAAGGCUUCCCGGGAUAGUAUUCUUUCUGAGAUGAAGAUGCUGAAAGAGAAGAGGCAACAAUCUGAGAAGACGUUCAUGCCAAAGCAACGGAGUCUUCAAAGUCUGGAGGCCAGCCUUCACGCCAUGGAGUCCACUAGAGAGUCACUAAAGGCUGAGCUGGGGACAGAUCUGCUUGCUCAGCUCAGCUUGGAGGACCAGAGGCGAGUGGAUGACCUCAAUGAUGAGAUCCGACAGCUUCAGCAGGACAACAGACAGUUGCUGAAUGAGAGAAUUAAGUUGGAGGGGAUCAUGACCAGAGUGGAGACGUAUCUGAAUGAAAAUUUGCGGAAGCGUCUCGAUCAAGUGGAGCAGGAGCUAAAUGAGUUGCGAGAGACUGAAGGAGGCACGGUGCUCACAGCCACAACAUCUGAGCUGGAUGGCAUCAACAAAAGAGUCAAGGAUACACUAGCCCGAUCAGAAGAUCUGGACACUUUGAUUGACAAGACAGAGGUGGAGAUCAAGGACCACAUUAAGAGCAUGGACCGCUGGAAGAAUGUAGAGAAGGAGCAAAACGAUGCAAUCAACCAUGACACCAAGGAACUGGAGAAGAUGACCAAUCGGCAGGGCAUGCUGCUUAAGAAGAAGGAAGAGUGCAUGAAGAAAAUUCGAGAGUUGGGUUCGCUGCCUCAGGAGGCGUUUGAGAAGUACCAGACCCUCACACUCAAACAGUUGUUUCGGAAACUGGAGCAGUGCAACACAGAGCUGAAGAAAUACAGUCAUGUCAACAAAAAGGCCCUGGAUCAGUUUGUUAACUUCUCUGAGCAGAAAGAGAAACUUAUCAAGCGUCAAGAUGAGCUGGACCGAGGCUACAAGUCCAUCAUGGAGCUAAUGAAAGUCUUGGAGUUGCGGAAGUAUGAGGCAAUACAGCUCACCUUCAAACAGGUGUCAAAAAACUUCAGCGAAGUAUUCCAGAAGCUGGUGCCUGGAGGCAAAGCUACACUGGUGAUGAAGAAGGGAGACGCUGAAGGCAGCCAGUCCCAGGAUGAAGGUGAGGGCGGUGCAGACAGCGAGAGGGGUUCCGGGUCGCAGAGCAGCGUUCCGUCAGUAGACCAGUUCACUGGUGUCGGAAUCAGGGUGUCGUUCACAGGGAAGCAGGGUGAGAUGAGAGAAAUGCAGCAGUUGUCUGGAGGUCAAAAGUCUCUGGUGGCUUUGGCUCUGAUCUUUGCCAUCCAAAAGUGUGACCCUGCCCCUUUCUACCUGUUUGAUGAGAUCGACCAGGCCCUCGACGCCCAGCACAGGAAGGCUGUCUCAGACAUGAUUGUUGAACUGGCUGGUCACGCUCAGUUCAUUACCACAACCUUCAGGCCUGAGCUAUUGGAGUCUGCUGACAAAUUCUAUGGAGUAAAAUUCAGAAACAAGGUGAGUCACAUCGAUGUGAUCACAGCGGAGCAGGCUAAAGACUUUGUCGAGGAUGACACCACCCAUGGUUAAGCCCCCUGCUGUGUUUUCUUCUGCAUACUUAAGGUGCAAAAUACACCACUAUUACACCUACAGACUUUUUUCCUUCUCGUUCUUAUGUUGACAAUAAAAUAUUGUUACCCUCUCGGAUGUUCAGUAAGGUUCAGUUUUGAAUGUGGCUGAAUUUGUUUAGGUUCUCUGAAUUGCAGAUACAUAUUUUCAGUUUACCCUCAACAUAUUUGACCCAUCUUUCAAUAAAACCGAACAUUUGAACAUAAACACAAUUUAGCCAUAUUUCCCGCGUGGUUAUUAAUGUGUUUAUGUAUAUGGCACUGAGCUGAACAGCUUGUCUCAUUUUAUUGUAAGGAAUUCAUUCAUUUUUGUUCAAGUGCAUGAGGUGGUCAGAACUUUGGAAAAGCACAUUCAUUUGUACAGUCUGCUUAAUUCCCAAUUCAAUGGGAACUGAAAUCCAUCUAUUUAAGCUAUUCUUUAAAAAUGUUAUUUCAUCUGUCAAACUAUACAAACGUCUUCCUUGUUGUGUUUUUUUAAUAAAUGUUCAAAUACUGUG
Entelurus aequoreus (snake pipefish) is the source of this 4351-nucleotide messenger RNA. It is a transcript of the gene smc3, whose product is annotated as structural maintenance of chromosomes 3. Gene Ontology annotation, biological process: mitotic sister chromatid cohesion. The transcript has 29 exons. The record is from RefSeq and is a predicted model, not a curated record. Gene Ontology annotation, cellular component: chromosome. Gene Ontology annotation, molecular function: ATP binding; double-stranded DNA binding; ATP hydrolysis activity. Lineage: Eukaryota; Metazoa; Chordata; Actinopteri; Syngnathiformes; Syngnathidae. The coding region runs from base 163 to 3816 and encodes 1217 amino acids.